CGUCGAGCAAGCAACGCGAUUGGGAGGUUUGUCCCUCCGUGGCCGCCGUACUCACUGUCUGUGGUAGGAGGUGGGCGGCAUGGUGUCCAAGAUAUUCAGAUUGGCCGCUGUGCCGGCUGGGCUAGCCCUCACCUCUUAUGGCUUGUAUGCUGUGUCCGACCGAGAGCCUAAGGGUAGCCUCCUGCACCCUAAUCAGUUGUCCAUUUAUUCGGCUCCUUUGAAAAAAUCCAAGUACGUGGAAGAAGAGCCGGGCCGUCUGCAGUCCGGGAUCUCAGUCGUGCGGCAGACAGUUUGGCCUUUUGUUACCUGGGGACAGCAUGUCGGUUCUUCAAUCAAAAUGAGUGUUGAAGAUACUGUACAGUUUGGAAAAGAUAGUUAUGUUUAUCUAAAGAAUCCGCCACCGGAAUUCCUUCCAAGAGCGGGUAUUAUCGCAGUCAGCGGGUUAGCUGGACUGGUUCUAGCCAGGAAAGGGUCCAAACUGAAGAAGAUUCUGUACUCUGCUGGUCUCACCGCACUAGGUGUAUCCGUAUGUUACCCAACGCAGGCAGUGAUUGUUGCAAAGUUAACAGGAAAAAAGAUUUAUAACGGAAGUCACCAGACAUACAAUGCAAUUAGUAGUUUAUGGAAAGCAAGUCCCAAGAAAGAUGAGAAACCCCAGUCUGAAGAUGCAAAGGUGGUGCCCCCUGUAACAGAGGCGGCAAAUAAUGCGUCCUUGCGGCACAGCGGCGUGGAGGAACGUGCCGACUCCAGCACAGCGGAGCCAGAGUCGGAGAUACAGAAUCCACUAAACGGAGAAGCAAAAAAGACUGAGAGUAAUCCAGCCGCUGGCUCCCUAGUGUCAACCAAGGAGACAAAGUUCCAACCUGACACAAACCUUUUGGACCACGGACAGGCAAACCCCGAGGAUGUGGAUAUGUACAGCACCAGGAGCUGAAUACUACCGAGUAACUUAUUCCGAAACCUUAACAGAACGGAAGAAACAUGUAACUUAUAUAAUAUGUAUUCUAAAGCACUUAUUUUCUGCAAACCUAACACCUUCACAACUGUUUUGUAUCAUUUUUUAAUAUUAUGAGCAGAAAUAACACAUGAAAAUGAUGCCGUUGUGUUUGCAUAAAUAAAAUCACUUUGUUCUACGUGCCUUAGUAUAUGAUGGCUGCCAAGAUGUGUUACGGCUUCUUUUCUCUGUGAUGUCAGAGUAGGAAGUAUAUAAAUCGGAUUCAGUUUAAUUUAAAAACUAAUAAAUUGAUGGUUUUCAAUGCC
Molecule: messenger RNA, 1260 nt
Organism: Spea bombifrons (plains spadefoot toad)
Lineage: Eukaryota; Metazoa; Chordata; Amphibia; Anura; Pelobatidae
Gene: APOOL
Product: apolipoprotein O like
Exons: 9
Coding region: 80-934 (284 amino acids)
Biological process (GO): cristae formation
Cellular component (GO): MICOS complex
Source: RefSeq, a predicted model, not a curated record